ACGUGUAAAUUUGGUAAAAUCAAUGAAGAGUAAAAUUUAAGACAUUGACCCGGAAAGAAAGUGUUAUACAGUGUGUGAAGUUAUGCUUUGAAAAUUUUCGCUCAACAUGUACAUGUAUAUACUCGUUCAUAACAAAGCCAAUAUGAACAUCGUGAUUAUUGCAGAUUUAACCUAUCACUAAAUAAGUGGAAUUUGGAAUAAUUUAUUAACAUGAAUUCACUGAUUCACUGGAUAAAAUCACCUUAUUUUUUUUUCAAUCUAGACAUUUAUAGCUGACGGUUGUAGGCGUGUGGCUAUGUAAAACAUAUCAUUUCAAGUUUUAAAAAGUUUCAAUAAAGUGAGAGGACCUUUGUUGUUGUUCUACUUCAAUGAUUAUUACGGAGUUUAAUGGUCUUCAUAAAAACAGCACAUGGAGAUGAUUUAUAAUUGGACAGAUGAAAAUGUUACGUAUAACGCGACCAAGGAAGACGUACCGACAUAUACUGAAUUGGUUUUGAAAUGGACAUCAUUACUCAUUCUUCUUGGAAUUAUAUGUUCUAACAUUGUGGUGAUUGUGUUAUUAUACAUUGGAAACAGAAAAUCAAGGAUGGGAUUUUUUGUCGCUAAUUUAGCGAUAGCAGAUUUUGCUGUAGGACUCAUGUUUGUGUUACCAGAGACUAUGUUUAAUCGCUUUAAUGUUCCAUGGAAUCCACAUGUGUGUUAUAUCAUUUAUGCGUAUUUUUCAAUUGUGCCAUUUUUUGUCUCAACAUAUGCAAUUGUGGUUAUAUCAAUUGACCGCGCAUAUGUUAUUCUUAAGCCAUUGGCAGCUGCUUCUAAAGGAAAACUAUACCGAUAUGGACUGGCGCUGUCGUCAUGGGCAAUUGGCUGCAUUCUAGCGAUACCUUAUGGGGUCAGAGGUAGAUUUAUUGAAGAUAAAUCAUAUUGCAACCAUGAGUUUAUUAGUUUAGGGUUUGUAUAUUUAGACUUGUGCACCAUAAUCAUUGUACCAGUUAUAGUAAUAAGUAUUUGUUACAUACUUAUGAUUGUCACAAUACGGAGGAGAGAGAGAUUUGGAAUAAUCAGAGGAAAACACAACCAAUCAGAUGUCGAUGUGGAUGUUAACACAAGUGUUAAUAUUGCGGUUAUUUCAAAGGCUAAGAUUAGAACCAUCAAGUUACUGUUUGUAAUUGUAGUAGUAUAUAUAAUUUGUUGGGCCCCAAUAAUGAUUGAUUCGUUAUUACUCUCUCAUGGGUACGUUGAAAGCGGAACGUGGAGUAUAAUUCUUUAUGUCCUUGCUCCAAUAAAUAGCCUUGCAAAUCCGUUGGUGUUUCUGAUUUUUAAUCGAAAGAUGUUUCGAAGGAAGAUAACAGUGAGGGCAAAUAAUAAUUAAUGUCAAGUCUACUUGGAAAAAAGAUGCAGACAUGGUAACAAGUUACAAGAAAAUUGUUAAGGAAGAGCAUAAGAAGAAACACGAUUUGACGAGCCAAAAAAGUAAUGAGCUGUAUCUUAACCAUCUUCAUGUUGUUGGCUGUAGUUUGUGUUUAUUUUUCUAAUGCGGCAUAUUCGGAUUAAUAACAUUUCUGCUUGUUGAACUUGAUGUGAAUAUUGUCCAUGCGAUACCAAUUUUUGGACAAAGUAAACAAUUUGAGCGAUAUAUUGAAAAGUAAGAAAAAAUGAUUUAAUAAUAUAAGAGUAAGGAGAUUUGAUGUUGAUGAAUACGGACAAAAAAAAAUGCAGAUCCAAUAAAAAGUGCUAACAAUUACAUAACAUCCUAUGACCAUCAUCUUAAAGAAACCUUAUUCCGUAGAGUUCGCUAAAAAAGGCUAAAGGAGUACAAAACUAGUCAUAAGUAAGAGAGAAAAAAGGAGUGCAUCAUUUUUCCAACAGUGUGCAUAAAAUAAUUACUAAACAAAUACAUCAAAUAAAAGUACCG
Mytilus californianus (California mussel) is the source of this 1912-nucleotide messenger RNA. RefSeq names its product cardioacceleratory peptide receptor-like. Gene Ontology annotation, biological process: G protein-coupled receptor signaling pathway. Gene Ontology annotation, molecular function: vasopressin receptor activity; peptide binding. The transcript has 7 exons. Bases 410 to 1369 code for a protein of 319 amino acids. The record is from RefSeq and is a predicted model, not a curated record. NCBI's taxonomy places the organism in Eukaryota, Metazoa, Mollusca, Bivalvia, Mytilida, Mytilidae. Gene Ontology annotation, cellular component: membrane.